ACCGAUUUCAUCCCAUCGUGUAUUCCCACUUCGCUGCUCUAUUGCCGAUACGAUUACCGCGGACAACCCGCUCCAACUUCUUCCCGAACCUGACGCUUAGUCGCCGACUGCGCCGCACACAGCGGCUCGCUGCCCGCACGCAUUUAAGAUGGUGAUCUAGCUCCGCGGACAGUUGCAUCAGUUCCUGUGUGUGCGCGUACAUGGCCGUGCCGCGGCCGCUCCACGCUACUUUUUAAUUCCCAGGACGCAGAAUAGUAAUAAAUCCUCCUCGGCAAGGAAAGGCUGCGAUCAUAAUAAAGACGUCACUCCGCCGCUCGCGUCGCCUCAACCGGACCAAGUGCGCAGCUAUUUGUGAGCUACAACAACAACAACAACCUCCAGCACCAUGCCCGUGGAUAACGCAGGGAUUUCUCAGAGAUCCCCUCGUCGUGUGGAGACGAUAUCUGCGUCAGACCCGAAAACAGCCUUUAAUUGUUCCGGAUCUUUCUACUAAAAAAGAAAGAGGAAAAAAAAAAAAGAAAAAGACAGAGGGACUUGGUCGCGCUGCAGCCUCUUGUCGCAACAAAGAGGACGCGAGACGUGGAAUUGAAGAAUCAUGGAGGAAACGGCUCCUGCAGCUCCACCUCCACCUCCACCUCCACCUCCAGCCCCGUCUCCGGCUCCCAGCGCUGGCGUCGCCCCACUGCCUCCGAGGCCUCAGCCUCCCUUCUUCAUCCCCUCCCGCAGCCUGCUGGAGUGGAGACGGAGGGUCAAGUCCGAGUACAUGCGCCUUCGCCAAUUAAAACGCCUUAAAAAAGCCGAGGAGGUUAAGACCUUGUUUAUGUCCAACAGACAAAAGAUUGAGAAGCAAACGAGUCUCCUCAACGCCGAGUGGUCCAAGCUGAGGAUCCAGUCCAUCCCUCUGUCAACAUCUGCUGGAGCUCUGGCCAAUAAGAAGACGUGCACGGUGGAGUUCGGCUUUCCGGGGUUCAAGGCUCAAGCCGUGGCCUCGAGGUCGCUGCCGACGGUGGCAGGAAUCCCCUUCAUGUACUCAUGGUCACCUCUGCAGCACAACUUCAUGGUGGAGGAUGAGACGUUCCUUCACAACAUACCCUACAUGGGUGACGAGGUGCUGGAACAGGACGAGGCCUUUUUAGAGGAGCUCAUUGACAACUAUGACGGUGUCCAUGGGGACAGAGAGGGGGGCUUCAUCAGUGACGAGAUCUUCAAAGAGCUGGUGGAGGCCCUGAGUCAGUACUCUGACCACGAGGAGGAGGAGGAGGAGGAAGCCGCGACCCCGGCGGAGCCGGCGGCGAAGAAGGACGAGGAGCGGGCGAUGCGGAGGAGCUCGGCGGAGGGUUCGGAGGAGUCCAAAGCGGGCGCCGUGGCGUUCGUGAGGAGGAAGAGGAGGAGCACAACGGAGGUGCGGGACUCGUCCGGCAGCAAGAAGAUCCCCAACGAUAAGAUCUUCACAGCCAUCGCCUCGAUGUUCCCCUACAAGGGCACCAUGGAGGAGCUCAAGGAAAAGUACAAGGACCUGCUGGAGCCCUCCAGCCCGGUGAAGCUGCCCCCCCUGUGCACCCCCAACCUGGACGGGCCCUUCGCCAAGUCCGUGCAGCGGGAGCAGUCGCUGCACUCCUUCCACACGCUCUUCUGCCGCCGCUGCUUCAAAUACGACUGCUUCCUCCACCCCUUUCACGCCACGCCCAACGUUUACAAGAGGAAGAGCAAGGAGAUCCGCAUGGAGGCCGAGCCGUGCGGCGUCGACUGCUUCCUGCUGCAGAAAGGGGCGAAGGAGUUCGUCUAUCAGAACAUGUUACGGUCGCAGAGGUCCCGGGGGCGGCGGAGGCAGCAGCGUCCCACCAGCUCCAGCUGUGCUGGACCAUCUGGCUCUGCUGAGGAAGGGAAGGAGGACGACAGUGACCGCGAGACCACCUCCUCCUCAGAGGGGAACUCGCGGUGCCAGACGCCCACCAAGCCGCGUCCUGGGGACGACGAGCGGGAGCAGCCGGCGUGCUGCGUGGUCCAGUGGAGCGGGGCCGAGGAGUCGCUCUUCAGGGUGCUGCACGGCACCUACUUCAACAACUUCUGCUCCAUCGCCCGUCUCAUCGGCACCAAGAACUGCAAAGAGGUGUACGAGUUCGCCGUGAAGGAGGUUCUGAUUCAUCGAGUCCCUUUGGAGGACGGCGGCAUCUCGCCCCAGAAGAAGAAGAGGAAACACAGGUUGUGGGCGAAGAUUCAGCUAAAGAAAGAUAACUCGUCCAAUCAGGUGUACAAUUACCAGCCAUGUGACCACCCCGACCAUCCGUGCGACAGCUCCUGCCCGUGUGUGAUGACCCAGAAUUUCUGUGAGAAGUUCUGCCAGUGCGAGAACGAGUGCCAGAACCGCUUCCCAGGCUGCCGGUGUAAGACUCAGUGUAACACGAAGCAGUGCCCCUGCUACCUGGCCGUGAGGGAGUGUGACCCGGAUCUGUGCAUGACCUGCGGCGCCGCGGAUCACUGGGACAGCAAAGUGGUCUCCUGCAAGAACUGCAGCAUCCAGAGGGGCCUGAAAAAGCACCUGCUGUUGGCCCCGUCGGACGUGGCCGGAUGGGGCACCUUCAUCAAAGAGCCCGUUCAGAAAAAUGAGUUCAUCUCAGAAUACUGUGGAGAGCUGAUCUCCCAGGAUGAGGCGGAUCGACGUGGGAGGAUCUAUGACAAAUACAUGUCCAGCUUCCUUUUCAACUUGAACAACGACUUUGUUGUGGAUGCCACACGAAAGGGGAACAAAAUCCGCUUCGCCAACCACUCCGUCAAUCCCAACUGCUACGCUAAAGUGGUGAUGGUGAACGGAGACCACCGCAUCGGCAUCUUCGCCAAGCGGGCGAUCCUGCAGGGAGAGGAGCUUUUCUUUGACUACAGGUAGAGUCACGGGCCCUUUUUGUGACUCUCCACCAGCUUCAAAAUACAGCCAAGCCGAUGCUCUCAAAUAUGUCGGGAUAGAGAGGGAGGUAGAGAUGACUUAGCGACACCCGCUGCCGCCUCCAGUAACCCCUUCUUUCCUCCAUAGUCGCCCACUAAUGCUUUUGUCCCUCUCUGCAGCAGCAGCACCUCUAGCUGACAAGAAACAGCCCCCUGUGCUGCACGUCCAGAAAUAGAAAGUCCCCCGCUCGCUGUUUGCAGGCGCUCGUUCCUCGGCCUCCUCCUCCAGUGAACCCCCCCCCCCCCUCUGCCCAAAGCCACCCAUCGCAUAAGCCAAGCUUCUGAAACUGAACUAUUUAAAUGGAAACGCUAUGAAUUCGCACCCCCCGUCCCCACAUCACUCAGUGUCCCCCCCCCCAGUUUUGUUACUGUACUGGCUUUAGUUUGACCGCUCAAUACGUAAAAUGCGAGCUUUAUCACCGCGCCCGAAGGCGAUCGGUGAACUGCAUGUACUGUCUCUUGGAACCAUUAAACACAGCGUUGCAGCAUUCGCUUCCGUCAGACGCCGCUCUGUGCAGUCCCUCAGUAUCGUACUGUGACGUUGACCCCUCGACCCCCGGCUGUUGAUCGGGUCUGAGAGCUCGACCUGUCCCUCGAGUAAACAUUUGCAGUGGCUCGCCUUUAUGGUCACAUAAGUAAAUGGUGCAUUUACAGCAUUGUUCAUGCGAAAGGAGAAAAAAAAAUAAUAGGCAACCAGACGAGAAACCGACUGACUGAAUGUAACCUAGACGAUGGCGGCGUUGAUCUCAUUCCUCUUCUCGCUUCACACAUCACCCUGUUCUUUUGGUACUCUGACGUCUAUAUGCACAUGAAGCAUCAUGUUUACAUGCUGGUGAAGCCUUCACACCUACUAAGGCGAAUAAUUAAUAAAUAAGCAAGUCACAGAAUAAAUGUCUUCCUUUUUAAGAAGUGCCAAACGAGGUCAUGCAGAAAGAGGCUCGACAGCAAAGGAAACAGCACAGAGAGGAAAACCUCUGCACGGCCAAAACCACAGAAAAGGCAAAUUUAGCAAUGUUUGACCAAAUAAUAUUCCCCCCACAUGUGAAUAGAAAACAUCAUUUGUUCUGUUUUUGAUUUUUUGUAAGUCCCACGUUUGUUUUUCACGUGCAAACAUUAAAGCCCACGUUGAAAGGAGAUGAGCAAAAAGGAGUUUACUGCUAUGUACAGUGUAUGCCUAUAAAAAAUAAAAGUUUAACUUUAUACAUUAAAA
Molecule: messenger RNA, 4150 nt
Organism: Betta splendens (Siamese fighting fish)
Lineage: Eukaryota; Metazoa; Chordata; Actinopteri; Anabantiformes; Osphronemidae
Gene: ezh1
Product: enhancer of zeste 1 polycomb repressive complex 2 subunit
Exons: 20
Coding region: 596-2884 (762 amino acids)
Biological process (GO): chromatin remodeling
Molecular function (GO): histone H3K27 methyltransferase activity; protein binding
Source: RefSeq, a predicted model, not a curated record